UGCCGUUUAACCUAGCAAAUAACCCUUACUUUCAUGAAGCUUUCACUUAUGCCGCUAAUCACAACAUUGCGGGAUAUGUACCACCGAAAUUUAAUUUGUUGAGGACUACUUUAUUGCAAAAAGAGAAAGCAAAUAUUGAGAGCUUGUGUACACCAAUUAAAAAAAUGUGGAAGGAUAAGGGUGUAAGUAUCGUGAGUGAUGGAUGGAGUGACUCACAAAGGAGGCCACUUAUUAACUUUAUGGCGGUGUCGGAUGGAAAUCCUAUGUUUAUAAAAUCGGUUGAUUGUUCGAAUGAAAGGAAGGACAUGCAUUUCAUUUUCAACUUAUUGAAAGAAGUAAUCAUUGAAGUUGGACAUGAGAAUGUGGUCCAAGUUAUUACGGACAAUGCUUCAAAUUGUAAGGGUGCGGGACAACUCAUUGAACAAGAAUUUCCGUCCAUUGUUUGGACACCUUGUGUGGUGCACACGCUUAAUCUAGCUUUGAAGAACAUUUGUGCCGCAAAGAAUGUGGAGGCCAAUGAAGUAGCAUACGAUGAAUGUAAUUGGAUUACAAAGAUUGUUGAUGAUGUUAUGCAAAUCAAAAAUUUCAUCAUGAACCAUUCGAUGAGAUUGGCAAUAUACAACGAGUUUAUUCACUUAAAGUUGCUUUCCGUGGCGGAUACUCGUUUUGCAUCGAUGAUUGUGAUGCUUAAGAGAUUCAAGUUGAUAAAAAAUGGUCUUCAAAACAUGGUUAUUUGUGAGAAAUGGAGUACUUAUCGAGAUGAUAAUCAAGGGAGGGCUAGGUUUGUCAAGGAAAAAGUGUUGGAUGAUCUUUGGUGGGAUUCAAUAGAUUACAUACUUUCCUUCACAGCUCCUAUUUAUGACAUGCUUAGAGUUUGCGACACCGACAAGCCUUGUCUUCACUUGGUUUAUGACAUGUGGGAUUUGAUGAUUGAAAAAGUGAAGAAAGUUAUAUACAUGCAUGAAGUGAAAAGGCUACAUGAGGAGUCUACGUUUUAUGAGGUGGUUCAUAAAAUUCUUGUGGAUCGUUGGACUAGGAACAACACUCCACUUCAUUGCUUGGCACAUGCCUUAAAUCCUAAGUACUAUAGUGAUCAAUGGCUCGAUGAAGAUUCUACUCGAGUUUCUCCACACAUGGACUAUGAGAUCAAUGAAGAAAGAAAGAAAUGUCUUAGGAAAUACUUUCCUAAUGAGGAUGAGCUCUAUAAGGUGAGUGUGGAGUAUGCAGAUUUUGCGUGCAAUAGUGGGCGUUUUCAAGACCCUCAUUCCAUUCGAGAUCGGUAUUUUAUGGAGCCUAAGAUGUGGUGGGUUGAACAUGGUGCAUGUGCACCUAUGCUUCAAAAAAUAGCCUUCAAGCUUCUUGCACAACCUUCUUCUUCAUCUUGUGCCGAGAGAAACCUGAGUACCUACUCCUUUGUGCAAUCGGCAAGAAGACAUAGGAUGACUCCAAGACGUGCAGAAGAUUUGGUUUUCAUUCAUAGCAACCUUCGUCUUCUAUCAAGAAAAGACCCACGAUAUUUAGAAGGAGAGACCAAGAUGUGGGAUAUUGGCGGAGAUGCAUUUGACACGUUUCAAGAUGUUGGGGUGCUUGAAGUUGCAAGUCUUUCACUUGAUGAGCCCGAUAUAGAAUCCGUUCUUUUGUCGGGAGGAGCGGAUAAUGUAGAUCCAUGACUUCUUGUUAUUUUUUAUGGUGAAAUGGAAUUUGUUUUUUGUUUUC
Rhodamnia argentea is the source of this 1716-nucleotide messenger RNA. RefSeq lists its product as uncharacterized. The record is from RefSeq and is a predicted model, not a curated record. Gene Ontology annotation, molecular function: protein dimerization activity. Lineage: Eukaryota; Viridiplantae; Streptophyta; Magnoliopsida; Myrtales; Myrtaceae. Bases 165 to 1670 code for a protein of 501 amino acids. The transcript is spliced from 2 exons.